GACACAUUAUUUCAGUUGUUUUGGCUAGCCCCACCAGGCCUUUUAACAGCUAAGCACAUACGUAAAUGGGUACACUGUAAUUUAUUUCCUUGUCAUCUUGCUAUAAAUUCAAGGAACCACAACAUGAUACAACUCCUGCAUAUCACACCAAAUGACCAAACCAGUUGUCAAGCUCCUGCCAAGGAUUCUUAUUUCUAGACAGCAAACAUGACCGACAUGCCGCUUUUGUCUGAUGGAAUUCUAUUGCCUAAGAGUGUUCAAGAGAUGUCCAUGAACGGGGAUGAGCCACCCCCAGAAUUUCAUGUUAAAGACAACAGUUUCGGAUGCACAUAUUCUUCUGAUCUCGCUGCAUCGGGUUCAGUUCCGGUCAUUGAUCUUAGUCUUCUGCUAUCCUCAAAAGAUGAACUGGAAAAACUAAGAUUGGCUCUUGAGUCAGUGGGAUGUUUCCAGGUUCUGUAUUCAUUAUCUUCAAAAGCUAUUGGCCAUGGGAUUUCCAGUUCAUUUAUUGACAAAGUCCGUGAAGUUGCAAAACAAUUUUUUGGACUUCCACAGGAAGAGAAGCAGAAGUACUCCAGAGCAGUUAAUGAAGUUGAGGGUUAUGGCCAUGAUCUGAUAGUCUCAGAAAAGCAAGUUCUCGACUGGAACAGUCGCUUGUUUCUUAGGGUAUUUCCUGAACAUCAAAGAAAAAUCAAUCUCUGGCCUGAAAGCCCAGAUAGUUUCAGAGAAAUGUUGCAUGAAUAUUCCACCAAGCUAAAGCAAAUGAUGGAUCUUCUCUUUAAGGCCAUGUCAAAAUCACUCAACUUAGAAGAGAAUAGCUUCUCGGACCAGUUUGGGGACAAUCCAGUGAUGCAAGUGAGGUUUAACUUCUAUCCACCUUGUUCAAGACCAGACAAGGUUCUUGGGGUCAAGCCUCAUUCAGAUAGAUCGGGUAUUACAGUCUUGUUGCAAGAUGAAGAAGUGGAAGGCCUUCAAAUUGUCAAAGAUGGGAGAUGGAUCACAGUUCCUGUCAUCCCUCAUGCUCUUGUUGUCAAUCUUGGUGAUCAAAUGCAGAUAAUGAGUAAUGGAAUCUUCAAAAGCGCAGUACACAGGGUGGUGACAAACACAGACAAGUUGAGGAUAUCUGUGGCAAUGUUCAAUGAGGCAGAGCCAGAGAAGGAGAUAGGACCUGUUGAAGGCUUGAUAGAUGAUAACAGGCCAAGGUUAUAUAGAAAUGUGAAAAAUUAUGCUUCUUUCAACUAUGAGUGCUUUCAGAAAGGCAAAGUAGCACUUGAGGAAGUAAAACUUCAUGCAUAGAGCAUGUGAUCAUCUAAGGCUUAUGGGUCUUUUGUAGAGGAACUUCAUCUGCAAGAAUGUAAUAACCAGUUCUACAGUUAGCGUUGCGUUGUUUUGAAGGUAACUUCAUAUGAUUAUCCAGAAGCAGGAAUAGAAAGAAUGGCAAUUUGCAGCUAAAAUUGAGACAAUGAUGCAUGAAGUUACUAGCAAUGAAUCAAUGCAUUUUCUCUUAUAUAUGAUAAUCAACACGAUGGGGUGUGGAAAAUUAUUUGGUGGAGCUCCGACCAUCAACAAACUGGAGUGCCACAAUUGCUACAGAAAAUAAAUAAUAAAACAAUCGCACAUCUCCCUUGCAAAGAAUAAAUAAAUAAAAAACAAUUGUUACAACAACAAUAUAGUCAUUCUGAAAAGCAAAGGAACAGCUCAGAAUCUGGUAAUCCAAUAAAUUCAACAAAAAUUGGAGUGAAGCAUCACAUACCUGGGGCCAUACCUCACUUGAAAUCAGAUCAGCAACAUUUCUUUUAUUGUUAUGGUGACUAAGACCCAUCCCAACUUCUGACAAUUCCUCUAGCCCUAACGUUCUGCAUCUCAGUGCUCAUUAUUUGUUUGGUCUACACUGUCCUAAUUUAUUCAGAAACAGAACCUCAUGUUGGCGUCAUUCAGUUCCCACAGUAUAUAAAAACUUUGAGUUUGCAGCCAUGUCGAUGAGCACGAGGUUGGCAGUUGACACACCACCAAUAAGGCCUUCUUCACAGCUGAUUUCAGUGAGAGCUGCGGAAGACCCAGUUGCCAUAAUGUAGAAAAACAUCAAGUGAAAUCCUUCACAAGAAUAAGUAAACAAUGCCAAAUCAAUAUCAGAAUGAUAGACAGAUAAACAAAUAAAUAUCAAUAUAUACACACACAUACAUACAUAUGAAAAUAUUAUAUCAAACAGAAUUAUAGUAAUUAAAAGGAGAAAAAAAGAAAGAGAUAAAGUUAAUGGGGUAAAAUUUAUUGUUUAGCAGAAUAAAGUAUAGCCAGGGUUUUGCAAGGAACUGACCGAAGU
Durio zibethinus is the source of this 2317-nucleotide messenger RNA. The record is from RefSeq and is a predicted model, not a curated record. Lineage: Eukaryota; Viridiplantae; Streptophyta; Magnoliopsida; Malvales; Malvaceae.